This is a messenger RNA of Balearica regulorum gibbericeps (East African grey crowned-crane), 570 nucleotides long. The record is from RefSeq and is a predicted model, not a curated record. Lineage: Eukaryota; Metazoa; Chordata; Aves; Gruiformes; Gruidae.
GAAGCAGCCUACUAAAGCAGAUACACCUGUUUGACUGUCAAGGUGUGGAUCAUGGGAGAACAGCUGUUAAACAAGAGCAUCCUUGAUCAAUUUAUUAAUAGCCAUGAGCAGUCAUAUGAAGAGUUUCUAAAUACAUUCACUUAUCUUUUGAAAGAGGAAGAGGGGAAAACAAUUCAAGGAAAUAAAGUGGACUCCCUAAGAAAAACAUUUUCUACUUCUGAAUUAUCAAACAGAAAUAAACAGGAUGGCUCACCUGGAAGAAGCAAAGAAAUGUGGGUGUCUCUUCCACCACAGAUGCCAAAUGUGAAUGAGACAGUGAUGAAUGAGAGCUGGAAAGCUGGUGGCUCUGAUGGAAAUGAUCUCAGUCUAUCUGAAAGAGUGAAGGUGGACAAGUACUUAGGUUUGGAAGAUACAGACAUGGAUGAAGAGACAUGCAGUGCAGGGUCGUUAGUUCUCCCAGGAGAGGCGGAAGAGACAGUGACUUAUUGUACACCUUUUUUUGAUAAGCCUAUUCAUUUGAAGUUCAGAACCUUGUCAGUUCCACAGCCAUCAGACAGCAAAGCCCAAGAG